AUGAGGGUGACAUUGGGCAUGCUCUGGCUCCUCGCCCUCGGGGGACCCCCCCAAGCCCGGAGCUCUUGCCCCUCUCAGUGCAGCUGCAGUCUCCGCAUCCUGGGCGAUGGCAACAAGGUCAGGACGGUGGUGUGCAAUGACCCUGACAUGACUCUGCCCCCAGCGUCUGUCCCACUGGACACCUCCAGACUGCGCCUGGAGCGGACGGCCAUCCGCAGGGUGCCCGGGGAGGCCUUCAGGCCGCUGGGCCGCCUGGAGCAGCUGUGGCUACCCUACAACGCGCUCAGCGAGCUCAGUAUCCUGAUGCUGCGGGGCCUGCGCCGUUUGAGCGAGCUGCGCAUGCCCGGGAACCGCCUGGCUGCCUUCCCGUGGGAGGCGCUCAGGGACGCCCCCGAGCUGCGGCUGCUGGACCUGCAGGCCAAUCGCCUCUCGGCGGUGCCGCCCGAGGCUGCGCGCUUCCUGGGCAACCUCACCUUCCUCGACCUCUCCAGCAACCAGCUGAUGAGGCUCCCGCAGGAGCUGCUGGCCACUUGGUCUCACCUGCAGACCGGGUCCUUCCUUCUGGGCCACCGCAUCAGGCUGGUCCUAGGGCUGCAGGACAAUCCCUGGGCAUGUGACUGCCAACUCUAUGACCUGGUCCAUUUCCUGGAAGGCUGGGCCCCAAACCUGGCUUUCAUAGAGGCCAGGCUGAGGUGUGCCAGCCCACGCAGCCUGGCUGGAGUGGCUUUCAGCCAGCUGGAACUGAGGAGGUGCCAGAGUCCAGAGCUCCGUCCAGGGGUGGCCAGCAUCAGGUCUCCUUUGGGAAGCACAGUAUUGCUACACUGUGGAGCGUUUGGAGUCCCUGGUCCUGAGAUGAGCUGGAGAAGGGCCAAUGGGCACUCACUCAAUGGCACAGUGCAUCAGGAAGUCUCCAGUGAUGGCACAAGCUGGACUCUGCUGGGUCUGCCAGCUGUGUCCCACCUUGACUCUGGAGACUACAUCUGCCAGGCCAAGAACUUCUUGGGAGCCUCUGAGACUCUUAUCUCCCUAGUUGUCACUGAGCCCCAGACUUCCACAGAGCACAGUGGAAGUGCAGAGGCACUGUGGGCAAGGACAGGGGAAGGGGAGGAAGCUGCUGCGUACAACAAGCUUAUGGCCAGGCAUGUCCCCUACAUCCCUGAGUCUGCAAUCCUGUCCACUGGCCCCUCUGUGCCCGAUGUGAAGGAGGAGCUGAUGCUCCAGCACUUCCAGAUGAGUGCCCCAGCAGAACACUCGAAUGGGCAGACGGGACCCCAGGAGACCCGAAUGGUGAGGUCUCUCAAGGUGUUAGGGGACACUUACCAGAGCGUGACCUUGGUGUGGAAGGCCCCUCAAGCUGGGAACACAACUGUCUUCAGUGUCUUCUACGCAGUCUUUGGGCAGCGUGACAUGCGGCGGCUGGUUAUGCAACCUGGGAAGACCAGGGUCACUAUCCAUGGCCUGGUACCCAAGACCAAGUAUGUGGCAUGUGUCUCUGUGUGGGGCUUGCUUCCCCAGAAAGAGCAGUGCGUCAUCUUCUCCACCAACGAAGUGGUGGAUGCUGAAGCCACUCAGCAGCUCAUCAACGUGGUUGUGAUCAGUGUGGCUGCUGUCAUUGCCCUGCCCCUCACCCUGCUCGUCUGCUGUGGUGCUGUCCAGAGGCGCUGCCGCAAGUGCUGCACUGGGGAUGCCACUGAGGCUGCAGGUGCCUAUGUCAACCUGGACAGGCUGGGCCACAGCGAGGACGGCUCAGAGGAGCUUUCUAGGCACAGCCUCAGUGAGGCUGACAGGCUCCUCUCAGCCCGUUCCAGCUUGGACUCUCAGCUCUUGGGAACCAGGGGGUGCCGAAGAGCCAAUGAGUACUUCUGCUGA
Molecule: messenger RNA, 1869 nt
Organism: Pteronotus mesoamericanus
Lineage: Eukaryota; Metazoa; Chordata; Mammalia; Chiroptera; Mormoopidae
Gene: LRIT1
Product: leucine rich repeat, Ig-like and transmembrane domains 1
Exons: 4
Coding region: 1-1869 (622 amino acids)
Cellular component (GO): endoplasmic reticulum membrane
Molecular function (GO): protein binding
Source: RefSeq, a predicted model, not a curated record